UAAACCUAUUGUGACAACGUUUAAACCUAUUGUGACAACGAUUAAACCUAUUGUGACAACGUUUAAUCAUACUGUAGCAACGUUUAACCCUAUUGUAACAACAGAAAUGGCAACAGCAAGACACAUUUCAAUACCAUCUGGACUGCCAAUUGAUUUCAGUCAUCUUUUUGAAGUAAGAGAGGAAAAAACAACUACGAAAACGUCAAUGUCUGAACAUUCAACACAAACGCCUAUCAGCUCAACAAAAAGUCCAUUGGUAAUCUCAGAAUAUGUAACGAUGAGUGCACCAGUGCAAUCUACAUCUACCGUAGGAACGCCUGCAACGUUGAAAACGUCAGUAACUACAACAUCGGAAAUACCUACAACAACAACGACGGAAGUACCUACAACAACAACGGAAAUACCUACAACAACAACAACGACGGGAAUACCUACAACAACAACGACGGAAGUACCUUCAACAACAACGGAAGUACCUACGACCACAACAACAGAAGUACCUUUAACAACAGCUACAACAACGGAAGAACCUACAACCACAACAACGGAAGUACCUACGACCACAACAACGGAAGUGUAUACAACCACAACAUCAGAAAAACAUUCAACCACAACAUCAGAAAAACAUUCAACAACAACAACAACAACAACGGAAGUACCUACAACCACAAUAACGGAAGUACCGACAACCACAACAGCGGAAGUACCUAUAACAACAACAACAACAACAGAAAUACCUACAACAACAUCAGCGAAAGUACCUCCAACCACAUCAACCAAAACAACUGAAAUACCUACAACUAUGUUUUCAAAAAUACCAAUUUCUUCCCCAUUGAAUUUACCUUAUACUACGACCACCCCAAAUUUUAUAACCAAAGGACCAGAAAUCAUUAAAAGGGGUGAUAACAUUCCUACAACUACUGAACAAAUACAAAUGAAACAUAGUUUGAAAGUGAUGGGGAUACCAUUAUAUCUACCUAUGAUAGGUGAGAAUCAACCGACAACACCAGAAACCAGAACAAUAAAAGGUGUAUUCGUUCAUAUUCCGGUCACAACAGAACUAACAUCAGACCAAACUGAGAGGAAUUCUUUAAACAUUACUUUUUCAUCAAAUAAUAAAACAGAAUUUUCGACAACAAGGUCAAUGAUUGAAAAUAACGAGCAAACUUCAACGAUGCUGACAUCAAGCGAGUUCACUACAUUGUUAUCAACUUCAUCUCCGGAGGAGUUGACAACAGAAAAACCAAUUUCAGAGGAGUCAACAAUAAUAUCCACUGCUGCAGAAAACCAAACAGAAAUACCAGCAACUUCACCUUUAGAAGAGUCUAACACAAUAUCAUCAACUCCAUAUUCAAAUGUACCAACAGAAAUACAAGAAAUUUACUCUACAAAGAAAGCUGUAAUGACCCCAUCAACAUCAACUCUGUUACCUAGUAGCACAACAUUGAAAAGUACUACAGCUUCAUCAACUACUUUAAGUACGACUGAUUUGACAACGGAUGAAACAGUGGAUAGUUCCACAACACCAAUAACUAUCAGUACAUCAACACUGUCUUCAACAACAGAAAGGGAUUUGGAUGCUUCUACAUUUCCCUCAAAUAUUUCUACAGAACUAUUCAACAUUAUCCAGGAAGCAACUACAACUAGGACAACACAAGAUUUAUUUUCUACAACCCGUAUCACUUCCAAUACUUCAACAACGACUGAUUCCGAAAUGAUUACAACUCAAACGAUAGUUGCAUCGACAAAUACUUCAACAACGACUGAUUCCGAAAUGAAUACAACCCCAGCGAUAGUUUCAACGACAAAUACUUCAACAACGACUGAUUCCGAAAUGAAUACAACCCCAACAAUAGUUUCAACGACAAACACUUCAACAACGACUGAUUCCGAAAUUAAUACAACUCCAGCGAUAGUUUCAACGACAAAUACUUCAACAACGACUGAUUCCGAAAUUAAUACAACCCCAACAAUAGUUUCAACGACAAAUACUUCAACAACGACUGAUUCCGAAAUGAUUACAACUCAAACGAUAGUUGCAUCGACAAAUACUUCAACAACGACUGAUUCCGAAUUGAAUACAACCGCAACGAUAGUUGCAGCGACAAAUACUUCAACAACGACUGAUUCCGAAAUGAUUACGACUCCCACGACAGCUGCGACGACAAAUACUUCGACAACGACUGAUUUCGAAAUUAUUACGACUCCAACGAUAGCGGCAACAACAUUAACAACUUUCUUUACUCGUCCAACAACGACAACAUCCGGGCAAACAACAACCAGUAAGAACCCAACAACAGAGGUAAAAAUGAUGUUUCCAGAUCACGUUAUCAGAAUGUUUCCAUCUUCUACUAUGAAACCUGCGAACAUGGUACCACACAAUUGCAUCACUAUGGGGUGUCCGAAAGGUAGAGCGUGCUUAUCAGAUCAAAACACUCUUUGUUUUAAAGGCGAAAAAGCAAGUACAUGUUUCUGCAAACCUGGAUGUAGACAUGAGAAUAUGUACAUUGAAUUAGGACAGCCUGUUGUCAUGGACCGUUGUGGCAAUUUGUGUUAUUGUGGCAAAGGCGGAUUGACAGCAUGUACGAAAAUUCCAUGUGAAAAGAGCAGAUAUGUAAUAACAACACCAAACCCAUUUAAACCAGUUGAGUUUAAACCGGAUGUAAAGGAUAGAGGACCGACUAGGGGCGAUUCACCUUAUUUCUAUGUAGACAAUACGAAGUCCAAGUCAAUAAAAGUUCAUGGAUUACAUUUCCCAGAUCAGCUGUUGGCGUGGUUGUCGCCGUUUUCGUCAGAAUUCAGGGAAAGUCUUCCCUCGUCUGGAAUAAAGGCCAUUCCAAUUGAAAAUCUAUUUAAAACUUGAAACCUCAGUGUAAAAAAAAAGUUGGAAAACAGACAAGGUUUCAGGUUCAAGUUUUAAUGGUUUAUCCGCCGCUAUUAUAAACCAUUGUUUGCUUGCCAAGCUAUGUUUUGUGGAGAUAGACUGGAUGUAAGCGGCUGGGCCGCUGAUCUCUGUUCUUGUAACGUUUUUAUGUUCGUGACUCUAUAAAUGAGAACAAUGUGUUACUUUCUGUCGUUAACUGGUGUAAUUCUCGUUUCAUAAAAUGAAGUUAUUUAUUGUUUGAACAAAUUUGCAGGAUAAUUCGAUUUCAUUGUUGACAAACAGAUGACAAUAGUCCCAUUUUAUUAUCUUUGUACAAAUUAUUAAUAAAAUCCUUAAGAUUUAG
This is a messenger RNA of Mytilus californianus (California mussel), 3227 nucleotides long. RefSeq names its product mucin-2-like. The transcript has 4 exons. Bases 107 to 2863 code for a protein of 918 amino acids. The record is from RefSeq and is a predicted model, not a curated record. Lineage: Eukaryota; Metazoa; Mollusca; Bivalvia; Mytilida; Mytilidae.